AUGCUAUCUUCUUACCGUUGCGUCAAAGAUUCAGAGGAUGACGUCGAAUCGACGUCCGGUGAUGAUGAUGAAGACGAAUAUGACAGCGACGACGAAGUGAUCAGCAAGAAGGCUGCAGCGCUUUCCUCUAAUUGCUCCCCAAGCACCAUACUGUCUGCCUCACCCGGUGUGACGUUGAAGAAGGUGAACAAAAUUUGGCAGAACACGCUGACCGAUCAACAGCUUUCGGAAGAACUGCAAUACUCGACAAGUGUGACUAAAGAGAAACUUUUAGUUCGGCGAAAUAUCGAGACCUACGAAGUUAUACGCCAGAAGAAGAUGAGCAGCAACGGCGUGAGCGGAGACUUUCGUAACUCUGUGCUUUGUAAAUUUAAUGGUACCGAGGUGAUGGGGGAUGGGGCAGUGCGUCUGGAGUUUAUGAAGCCCAGCGUUUCAACGGUGUUCCUCCAAUUUCAGGGAAUAAGGGCACUUUCGAACGAGGCUUUCGCUCGUCUGCUGACAUCUGCUCUCCGCGAAUCUAAAUGCAAGCUGUUUCUGCGUAUCGUCGAAACGGUGGGAGCAGAAACUGCACUACGGAUGUAUAAUCAAACCGUCGAUGUCGAAAAUGUUGGAGGGCUGAAUACUGCCGAUGGGAAGAGGCGUCGAACCCCCGGUGGUACUUUUCUGUUUUUGCUGAAAAAGGAACUGUGUUGGACUAGGAAACAGUGGGCGGCAGUAUUUGGAGAAGGUCCACCUGCAAAACGAAGAAAGGAAAUUUGCGAAUCACCUGAAAAUAAGGCAUCACAAGCAGCUUCGCUUCAAAUGUAG
Soboliphyme baturini is the source of this 807-nucleotide messenger RNA. NCBI's taxonomy places the organism in Eukaryota, Metazoa, Nematoda, Enoplea, Dioctophymatida, Soboliphymatidae. The record is from the annotation of a GenBank genome assembly.